Messenger RNA from Hyaloscypha bicolor E, 369 nucleotides. RefSeq lists its product as uncharacterized. The transcript has a single exon. Lineage: Eukaryota; Fungi; Ascomycota; Leotiomycetes; Helotiales; Hyaloscyphaceae. The record is from RefSeq and is a predicted model, not a curated record. The annotation marks the transcript as partial.
AUGAGAGUCAUUGAUGUGCAAAAGAAGUGCAUAAUUAACUACGAUUGGGAUUGGAUGGGACCAUAUUACGCUUUAAGUUACGUUUGGGGAACUCGUCCUUUCCUGACAUUGAAUAAGGCAAACGAAUCAGACUUGAGGAAAGAAGGCUCGCUCUCUCAAAGGUUGCUUCCAGAUACCAUCGCUGACGCGAUGGAGCUCGUGGACAAUAUGGAUGAGCAUUAUCUUUGGGUGGACAGCCUGUGCAUUCUCCAAGACGAUGACGCCGAUCAAAAGCGCUUCAUCAACCGCAUGAGAACCAUCUACCGGGCGGCGGAUAUGACAAUUAUAGCGCUCUGCGGCGAAGAUGCCUAUGCUGGUCUACCAGGAGUC